Molecule: messenger RNA, 558 nt
Organism: Beauveria bassiana ARSEF 2860
Lineage: Eukaryota; Fungi; Ascomycota; Sordariomycetes; Hypocreales; Cordycipitaceae
Product: phosphotransferase enzyme family protein
Exons: 2
Coding region: 1-558 (185 amino acids)
Source: RefSeq, a predicted model, not a curated record
AUGAAUGUCAACCAGAUUGGAUAUCACCAGCGAUUGACUGUCAUCCAAACCAUCUUAGGCGAAUAUGAACUGAAGGCGAGAGACACUGUCAACGGAUAUACUUCAUUGGCAAAGGCUGAUUUGCGCCGUACAAGCCCAGCAUCUGCAGCACACUUUCCUGGUACGCAGCCAGGAACUGCUCAAGCGCCUUAUGGGGGUCUCUCCACUUUCAUCAUCCGUAUGGGCAACUUGAAGGUGCAUGACUUGAAUCAUACAAAUCGAGCAGAAGAUGAAGCGGCAUGCUCCGCGUUGGCGCGGCAAGCUUUGACUCUGGUCGGACUCGGUGGUCUUGUUCCCAACAUCUACGCGUGGAAGCCGGCCAAGUCUUUCGAGGAUCCUGACGAGGGGAACUUUGGAUGGUCUAUCUGCGAAUUCAAGCCUGACAACUGCUUCACACUGAGGACCUGUUUCACGAGUAAAAGGGGACGCGCUUUCGAGAGAGCUGGCGUGUCACGCAAACAUAGACAAACCUACGCUUCAAGCACAGAGACCUAUCCAUCAUCUGACUUGUAUUCAUAA